Molecule: messenger RNA, 3255 nt
Organism: Fusarium oxysporum Fo47
Lineage: Eukaryota; Fungi; Ascomycota; Sordariomycetes; Hypocreales; Nectriaceae
Product: cytochrome P450
Exons: 5
Coding region: 1-3255 (1084 amino acids)
Cellular component (GO): cytosol
Molecular function (GO): NADPH-hemoprotein reductase activity; heme binding; flavin adenine dinucleotide binding
Source: RefSeq, a predicted model, not a curated record
AUGGCGGGGACAGUUGAGAUCCCAUCCCCUUCGGGCUUGCCUUUGCUAGGUAACAUUACAUCAAUCGACCCCGAAUUCCCUCUGGGUUCUAUGGUAUCGCUCGCUGAACGGCAUGGUGAGCAUCAUCUUGCGAUUGAAGGGCCACUGCAAUCAACUAACAAUUCAUCGCAAGGCGAGAUUUAUCGACUAAAAUUCCCCGGCCGAUCUGUCGUGAUCGUAUCUACACAAGCCUUGGUCAACGAGACAUGCAAUGAGAAGCGGUUCAAGAAAUGUGUUAAUUCAGCACUCACUGAAAUUCGAGAUGGAGUUCACGACGGGCUUUUUACCGCCAGACUUGGAGAGGAGAACUGGGGCAUUGCUCACAGAGUGCUGAUGCCAGCUUUCGGGCCAUUGUCGAUCCAGCGCAUGUUCGACGAGAUGCACGACAUUGCCUCCCAACUUGCUCUCAAGUGGGCACGAUACGGACCGAACUCGCCCAUCAUGGUAACCGAUGACUUUACUCGUCUUACCUUAGACACCUUGGCGUUAUGCUCUAUGGGCUAUAGAUUCAACAGCUACUAUUCUCCAGUACUCCAUCCAUUCAUUGAGGCAAUGGGUGAGUUUCUCACAGAGGCUGGAGAAAAGCCUCGAAGAUUGCCUUUACCUGGAAUUGUCUACCGCGAUCGCGACCGCAAAUAUCAGCAAGAUAUUGAAAUCAUGAGAGAUACUGCCAGGGAGGUUCUUGAAGCCCGAAAGGCAGAUGGAAGCACGCGGAAGGACCUCUUGGCAGCUAUGCUUGAAGGUGUCGACACAAAAACUGGUAAGAAGAUGACUGACGAGAGUAUCAUGGAUAACUUGAUCACCUUUCUUAUUGCAGGGCACGAAACUACUUCGGGGCUCCUAUCGUUUGCUUUCUACCAACUCCUCACUCAUCCAGAUGCCUACCAGCUUGCUCAGAAUGAGGCGGAUCGGGUGGUCGGGAAAGGACCUAUUCAGGUGGAACAUCUCUCUAAGCUUCCAUAUCUGAAUGGUGUUCUGAGAGAAACCCUUCGUCUCAACGCGACUAUCCCUCUCUUCACUGUCGAAGCCUUUGAAGACACUCUUCUUGGGAACAAGUAUCCCGUCAAGGCUGGCGAAACAAUCAUCAACCUCCUCGCAAAAUCACAACUCGACCCCACGGUGUUCGGCGACGACGCCGACAAGUUCAGGCCAGAACGCAUGUUCGACGAAAACUUUGCCAGAAUGAACAAGGAAUUCCCUAACUCGUGGAAGCCGUUUGGUAAUGGCAUGCGAGCCUGCAUUGGAAGACCAUUUGCUUGGCAGGAAUCUCUGCUGGUCAUGGUUAUGCUUCUGCAGAAUUUCAAUUUUGUUCUUGACCCCAAUUAUCAUCUAGGCUUCAAGCAGACCUUGACCAUCAAGCCCAAAGAUAUGUAUAUGCGGGCAGUCUUGAGGGAUAAUCUUACGCCGACCACCCUUGAGCGCCGACUGGCUGGUCUGCCUGUUUUAGCGACAGGCGAGGCGAAUGGGACGAAUGGCGAGUCUGCUGACGCUGAAGACGGUAUCCCUAUAACAAUCUUAUACGGAUCUAAUAGUGGAACAUGCGAGUCUUUGGCCCAGAGAGUUGCAACUGAUGCCGCGCAGCAUGGGUUCCGCGUCACAAAGAUUGAUUGUCUUGACAUGGCAAACGGGAAUCUUCCUGCAGAUCAACCUGUUGUUAUCAUCACCGCAUCAUACGAAGGCCAACCCCCUGACAAUGCUGGGCAUUUUGUUGCCUGGGUUGAGAAUGCUGCCCAAGAAGAGAAGCCAUUCAAGGACGUCUCGUAUGCUGUUUUUGGCUGUGGUCACAGGGAUUGGGUGCUGACCUUCCACCGCAUUCCCAGGCUUGUGGACCGUAGUCUCGCAAAGCAUGGCGCUACUCGACUUGUGGACAUGGGUCUUGCCGAUGUAUCUCAGAACAUGGUCUUCAGUGACUUUGAGACAUGGGAAGAUAACAUUCUGUGGCCUGCUCUUGAAAAGCGUUACAAGCCUGACUGCAAAACAAUGCUUACGGACAAGGGACUGAGCGUCAAGAGCUGUACCUUUAGGACCCUUACCCUCCGUCAAGAUGUCAAGGAGGCAACAGUGGUCUCUACCAAGACACUAACAAGUAACAUCGAUGUAAAAUCCAAGAAGAAACACAUUGAGAUACAAUUACCUGAAGGCACUGGAUACACAGCAGGAGACUACCUUGCUGUUCUGCCCAUCAAUCCCCAUGAGAUUGUUCGCCGAGCCCUGAGGAGGUUCAGGCUUCCAAUGGAUGCUCAUUUGAAAAUUUCGAGCAGUACGCCAGCUGCCCUACCGACUGACACGUCUGUAUCAGCAAUGGAUGUAUUAAGCUCCUAUGUUGAGCUUUCACAGCCGGCCACAAAGAGGAACCUUCUUAUUAUUGCUGAAGCUGCGUCCGAAGUAGAGACCAAAGCUGCUCUCACCUCGUUAUCCCAGGAAAGUUAUGUUGAGGAGAUCAGCAACAAGCGCGUAUCAGUUCUGGAAAUCCUGGAACGGUAUCCCUCUGUCGAACUAUCUAUCGGAGACUUCUUGCAGAUGUUGCCAUCUAUUCGAAUUCGUCAAUACUCCGUCUCCUCGUCUCCCCUAUGGAAUCAGGCUCAUGCGACUAUUACCUUCUCGGUCCUCAAAGGGCCCGCCUUUUCAGGCCACGGCACAUACAACGGCGUCGCAACCUCUUACCUCGACUCUCUAGCUGAGGGUGACACGCUCCAAGUGGCCAUCCGUUCAUCGCCUGCUGCUUUCAGCCUCCCCUCAAACCCAGAAUGUACGCCCAUAAUUUGUGUUGCCGCUGGAUCAGGACUUGCGCCGUUCCGAGGCUUUAUACAGCAACGCGCCAUUAUAUAUGAUUCAGGUCGCACUCUUGCGCCAGCUCUGCUCUUCUUCGGUUGUCGUGCUCCUGACCAAGAUGAUCUUUACCGCGACGAGUUCGAUAGUUGGCAGAAGCUUGGCGCAGUACAGGUACGUCGAGCGUACAGUCGACAUAGAGAAGGGUGCAGAUAUGUCCAAGAUCAGAUCUGGCAAGACAAGGAGGACUUUAUCGAUCUCUGGAACAAGGGCGCCAUGGUGUAUGUGUGUGGCUCAAGGGCGAUGGCUGAUUCGGUUAAAGAGGUUAUGCUCAAAGUGAAGACCGAGAUUGAGAAGAGAUCUGGGGGUGACAUAGGCUUGGACGAGGCAAGGAAGUGGUUCGAUGAACAAAGGAAUGUGAGGUAUGUUAUGGAUGUGUUUGACUAG